This is a messenger RNA of Pseudozyma flocculosa PF-1, 831 nucleotides long. RefSeq lists its product as uncharacterized. The coding region runs from base 1 to 831 and encodes 276 amino acids. Lineage: Eukaryota; Fungi; Basidiomycota; Ustilaginomycetes; Ustilaginales; Ustilaginaceae. The record is from RefSeq and is a predicted model, not a curated record. The transcript is spliced from 2 exons.
AUGUCUCGACUCGUACCCCUCUUCGUCGCCUACCUCUCCCUCUCCCUCUCCUCCAUCGCUGCAGUCGCAGUCGGUCCGAACAAGCCACCAACUCAGGACACCACCCUCUCCAGCCCCAAUUCAAACAACCCGACGACGAAGGCGAAGGCGACAGCGAGGGACCCGACCCAACCCGGUCUCUUUGAUCCCACCUCCCGCGGCGUAUCGUCCCGCAACUGCACCUACACCGCGCCGCGCGGCUUCCUCGUCGACCGCGCAGAGUAUACCUUGGGAUCCGAUAUCUUCUACAGUUCCGGAUGGCACGCUUCGAUGCUCUUUGAUCAAAGUGCGCAGAACGGACAGCGUUCCGAGCCCUUCGUGACCGUCUACAACCCGACGGCGCGCGGAUCGGGGGCGCCCGAGUGGAAGCGCGAGGUCAACAUCGACCUGCACCCGCCGCUCACGGCGGCGUACGCCAAGGCCGGCAUCGUCUCGACGACCGUGACCGACUUGCGCACGUCGCCACAGAUCUACUUUGACGCCACGGCCCGCCACCUCGAGGUCGGGACCAGGCUGGGCGGAUCGGACGUGCCCGCCGCCCGCUACCGAAGCGCCCGCCCGUCCGAUGCGGAUCUGCACCUCGACACCUUUGCCUUCUACUCGGGCUGCAUCGGCGACCACGCCAACCAGAACGACUGCGGAUGGUCGUGGAAGGACCUCAGCUUCACCCUCGACAAGCCCCUCCCCUCCGCGCAGCAGCACACGCAGGUGUUUACCUGCACCAGCGCCGACCAGGGCACCGUCGUCCACACCGCCAAAGUCGACGGCGAACAGGUCGUGUUCGCGGCCUGA